Suillus paluster is the source of this 3668-nucleotide messenger RNA. Its product is annotated as timeless protein-domain-containing protein. The coding region runs from base 60 to 3428 and encodes 1122 amino acids. Gene Ontology annotation, molecular function: DNA binding. Gene Ontology annotation, biological process: replication fork arrest; DNA repair; DNA replication checkpoint signaling. The transcript is spliced from 12 exons. Lineage: Eukaryota; Fungi; Basidiomycota; Agaricomycetes; Boletales; Suillaceae. Gene Ontology annotation, cellular component: replication fork protection complex. The record is from RefSeq and is a predicted model, not a curated record.
AAUCAAUCACAGGUUCAAUUCGCGUACGUGACUCAUCCUGCUCAGAAGACCACUCCCCCAUGGAUGACGACGUCAUUUCAAUCCACUCCUCCCAUGAAUCCGGGGCAGAAGAACUCGACAGAAGAGCUAUCCUCGAGCCCGUCGUCAAACGCGUCGUCGAUGCACUUGGCGGCUACGAAGGGGGCGUCUACCGCAUGGGCGAUGAAGUCAGCGGUUGUCUACGGGAUCUGAAGAAGCUCUGGCGGAAGGACGAUACAGACGACGAGCGCACAGUAGCGCGCAUAUUUUGGGAGACCCGGGUCCUCCCCAACGACCUCGUACCGAUUUUGCUGGCGACUGCGGGCAAGGGGCUCGUGGAAGACAAGCGGGCCAUCGCAUGUGCGGACUUGAUGACAGCCAUGACCUGGCCCAUCGAUAUGGCGGCGGAGCUGCAGGAGUUGGAUGAGGAACUUGACAAAGGGACAGACUAUACGCAACUGAUGUUCAGCCAUCUCAAUUACAAAGCUGCGCUUUUGACGCCAGGCGUCAUGCAAGCUCUCUUCGGGGUUCUGCUCCCGCCAAUUUCAAAAUCCGCAAAGGAGAGGAAGGAACGCGACGGACAGAUAGUAAAUCUGAUCCUGCAUCUCAUCCGGAACUUGAUAUUUAUCAAGGACCUCCCCGCAAAUAUGCACCUUAGUGCGGACCAGGCGGAGUAUUCGAGCUUGCAGACUAGACUUGUGAAAGCACUCUCGGAAACACAUACUCUAGAUUUGCUCCUGACAAUUGCUGCCAACACGUCUAACGACCCUCUUUUCAAUGCAUCAAAUACGCUUGUACUCGAAAUAUUCUACCUCUUAUUUCGCGGCAUAAAACCUCAUCUGCUGGCUAUAGAUCAAUCAAAGCAACCAGCACAAAACCUUCAUCGCCUGCUUGCUGCGGAGGACAAGAAAAAGAAAGAUUUAGCGCGGAAUGCAUCUUCCCGCCACUCCCGCUUUGGAACAACUAUUGCCGUUCAACUUAAGCCGAGCAAGAAGCCGGUAUCUCCGGAUGCAGACGCAGAAGGCCCAAACGAUCUGGCGCAUGGGAGCAAUCCUGAUUCCAGGCCGCUCGUGCUUCAUCGCCAAGCAGCUAUCACACGGGAGUCUGGAAGCAUUCUCGACUUUGCGAAGCGCUCUAAAGCUCGCAAAAGCAACAAGAUUGACGAAUUAGCCCGUGAGGACAAUCUAUCUGUAGAAGCCAAGAUAGUGCUUCAGGGUUUUGCCCGCGAGUCUCUGGAUUCAUCCUUUAAUCCGUUUCUCCGCUCUUUGCUUAAAGACAUCAAGUCCGAGCGCCCAAAGAUCAAAGAAAAAGAUCAUCUUCGGCUGCUCUACAUCACUAAGUGGUUCCUUGAAUUUUUCCUGAUAUCCCGCUCCAACGAAAAAGCCAUCGAAGGACCACGAAAAUGGAAUCUCGGACUAGUAGCGGAAGUUACCGACCGCGGGUGGAUCAUUUGGGUGCUCAAGCGGAUGAGACAAGCCAUGGAUGAAAAGCCGAAGAUGUGGAACGAACUGCAAGCGGGAAUAGAAUGCCUUACGCAGCUUCUUCUCCUGAUCGACAUCAUGUCUUCGUCGGUGAUCUCCGACCCUCACCUCAAUGAGGCUGCUGCUGUUUUACAACAACAGUUGAUUUAUAAUGGUGAGGUUCUCGACAUCUCACUCGAGAGCCUGCGAUCGUACAAGGAGGGGACGCAAUCACUAGCCUAUUUAAAUGCCAGCGUGCACCUCGCUUACGCCCUGCUGCGGAUGUUGGAACGGUGGGGGAAGGAGAAUACCGGGGCUGUGUACGUCAGGAAAAAGAAGCCGGGUAAGAGGAAGAAGACCACGGGUCAGGGACUAGUGGAUGAAGAUGGUGUGCCUGACGUCGAGAACGAGCCAGAUGGGGAUAGCGAGGAGGAAGUCAUCCAUGAGACAAUGUUUACCUUCGAUGCCUUUGAAAUGAAAUUCGCGAACUCGGAGAUAACUAAGACACUACUGACAUAUCUUUCGCGCUACAGAGACUUCGAUUCGCCUGAGUUCAUGAAGAGGGCGGUGAACUUGAUUCACCGACAAGUCGUCAAAACUAAGGCCGAAGGUCUAUAUUUCAACGUUUCGACACUUAAUCUUUUCAAGACUAUUCUCGAUGAUCAGAAAUCGCUCCCGAAAGAUCAUUCGUCCAAGGACCUUGUAAAAUUGGUCAAUUUCAUUUUGCACAAGUUCUUCAAGGCGUUGGAAGAAGAGCCAUUCCUCGCGGUAGAGGCGUUCUUCCCAAAGAACCGCGGACACUGGAAACAGUACUCGAGCUGGGAACCCGAAACCAAAGGCCGGCAUGAGCGCGAGGCAGUAGAAGAUACCAGAUUCCCUCCUGAGGUGCAAGUCAAGAAAGGUUACUCGUGGAGCGAGCAAAUCGGAAUUGCAAUAGCGGCGCUAGUGGAGGAUAGCAAGACCGAACUUGUAGAAUGGGUCAAAGACAUCCUGGUGUUAGUCAUCCGUCAGCGCAAUAAGAUUGUUGAGGAGACGGAUCAAAAACGGCAAGACGAGGAAAUUGACCUCGAGGACGACGGACAGAAGAAAUUAACUCCCUCUACAGAAGCAAUCUCCCAAUUUCUUGAUUACUUAAUACCCUACAUCAGUGAUGAACAUGCGGAAGCUGCGACGAAGAAUUCGAUAUUGAAGCUCAUAUUUCGCCUGUUAAAAUUCACUAUUCAUGACGAAGAUGGUGAUGAAUUGCAAUGGAUCGUGCCAGCAGUAAUUCUUCCUUCCGACCUUCAGAGCAGCCUCAACGUCGUCGAUCAAUUCCUCCAACAUCCUAUCGACCUUGACGGCAAGAAAGCUUCACAGCUCUUGAGCAAGAAAACCCGUCGGCGACGAAGACGUCGAUCACCCUCUAACUCUGAUGUCGAGCUUCUCGAGGACGACGAGCCCAAGCGCAAGAGACGGGAGAAGAAAAAGAAAGAGGAUAAGCAAUACAAGUCAGCACAAUUCAUUGAGGACAGUGAUGCUGAAUACGGGGAUAUGGAUGCCUUCCUCGAAAGGGAAAAGGCAUUGAGAGAUAAAGCUGCCAUGGCAGCUGCGCAAAGUGGCAAGAUCGGCACCAUGCGAGCGACGGGAACUAAAAAACGGCGGAGAAAAGGGAAAGAUGUUGAUGCUAGGAAGAAGGGUAGGGUGGGCAGGAACCCCGAGAAUCAUCCGGUAGGGGAUGCCAAUGCCGAUGAGGAUAUCUCGGACAGUGAUGAUGAUAUCCUCGGAUCCAUGCGGAGAAAACCUCAGCCUGCACCUAGGGCACGCCCAAGACCCCGGCCGGUCCCAAAGCGUUCCACAAGGCCAGAAAGCUCUGUGGGCGCCUUGGACGAAGAUGAUGUAGGGGUAGAUGAAGUGACCAUUCGACGUACCGGGAAGGGGAGAUUGAUCCUUUCCGAAGAUGAUGAAAUAUGACAGUCCGUCCGUCAUGACCGCAUCUGUCGUCAUCCCGUUUGUAUCUAGUACUGAUUUACAUCCUGUUUUGAAUUUUGCACGGACACUAUUAACGUAUACCGAGAGCUGCCGCCAAGCGAAGCGGCAAUUAAUUCACUAAUGUUUCUUUUUUGUUUCCAACGCUAGACAUGCCAGUACUAGUAAAGCCGAAUUUAGGGGCUACAAAGUUACUGGCAUGCAAUUGCAAGCCGUUGCCCCAGC